Triticum urartu is the source of this 424-nucleotide messenger RNA. Its product is annotated as large ribosomal subunit protein uL6m-like. The record is from RefSeq and is a predicted model, not a curated record. Gene Ontology annotation, biological process: translation. Gene Ontology annotation, molecular function: rRNA binding; structural constituent of ribosome. Gene Ontology annotation, cellular component: ribosome. Lineage: Eukaryota; Viridiplantae; Streptophyta; Magnoliopsida; Poales; Poaceae.
AUGGAGUCAAAGUUCUUCCGGUUUCUAAAACUCGUUGGAGUUGGCUUCAAAGCAAGGACAGAGGGCGAAGGCCGUGAGCUGUUCCUGAAGCUGGGCUACAGCCAUGAGGUGCAGUUCACCGCCCCACCCGCUGUCCGCGUCUUCUGCUUCAAGCCCAACAUCGUGUGCUGCACCGGCUUAGACAAGAACAGAGUGCACCACUUCGCCGGCGCCGUCCGGAACUGCAAGCCGCCGGAGGUGUACAAGGGCAAGGGCAUACUGUACAUCAAUGAAGUGAUGCAUAGGCGUGGGAUGAAGCGCAAGUGAUGGAGACCUUUCAAAAAAGAAGAAGCGCAAGUGAUGGAUGGAACACGUUAACCCCCCUUUUUCCCUUUCUCUGGGGUUCUGAUUUUGUUGUGUUGAAAUUCCUAUCAUGUUGCUUCUG